GCUUGCUUUGCGGCACACGUGUGUACAGUCGUUUUGGAUCAGUGUGUCUGCUGCAGCAUGGCCAAAGUUAUGAAGAAAAAAGUAGGUAAAAUGAAGGUGAAGAAGGGCAAAAAGGUUAAAAAGCGCCAAGAAACGAACGGCGACUCUUCGGGUGAAAUGCAAGAGGAAACCGAGGAUUUUACGGCUGUUUCUGGGGCAGUUCGCUACGACGAUGAUGACGGGGAGGAGGAGGAUUUGAACCCGGAGAUAAGCGCAGAUGAAGAGGAGGCAAACGAGGAGGAUGAACGCAAAAGAAACAAGUUGGUCCAAGCCAUCAGUUCCAUGGGAGGUGGGCACCGGAGCACGCGUCUGGAGGAGAGGUCCGAAGCAGUGAUCCAAGUGUCCGAGUUCGGCGUGAACGCUGUAGGAGAGGGAUCAAAGAUCGAGCUGUCAGACCUCAUCCCCACUGCCACCAAGAAGGCCCAGAAGCAGAUCGAGACCCUCCAGCGGGGCCGCAAGACACUCGACACUCCACUUUCCAGACAGGAGACGGAGCGCAUUCACCGAGACAUCGCCUUUCAGAAAGUGUCGGAUGAGGUGUCUAAGUGGAAGAGCGUGAUCAAGCAGAACCAGCGUGCCGAACAGCUGCUUUUCCCAUUGAACCAGGAACCCUCAGGGCCCAAACCCAUGGAACAUGUGGUGACUGCAUGGAAAGCCCGUACACCACUAGAACAGGAGAUUUUUGCUCUACUCAACGCCAACAAACAACCCAUACACAACCCUGUUCUCACCCCCGCUGAAGAGGAAUCCAUCAAAGCUAUGAGUUUGGAGGAAGCCAAAAUCCGCAGGGCUGAACUCCAAAAAUCCAGAGCUCUCCAAUCAUACUAUGAGGCUAAAGCACGUCGAGAGCGGAAAAUCAAAAGCAAAAAGUACCACAAAGUUCACAAUAAGGCGAAGCGCAAAGAGAUGUUAAAGCAGUUUGACGAGAUGGUAAAGACCAAUCCCGAAGCGGCUCUAGAGGAGUUGAAAAAGUUAGAAAUGGCGCGGAUGCAAGAAAGGAUGUCGCUCAAGCACCAGAACAGCGGGAAAUGGGCCAAGUCGAAAGCUAUUAUGGCAAAGUACGACGAAGACGCGAGGAAGGCGAUGCAGCAGCAGCUAGAACUGAACAAAGACCUCACACAAAAGGUGGUCACGGCUUUGAAUAACGAUGAGGAGGAGGACAACGAGGAAGAGGAAGGAACAGAGGAGGUUCUGCCGGAUUUUGUGAACGACGCAGAAAAAGCUGAAAAUGUGGCAAAUCCAUGGAUGAGAGGAAAACUUACAGAAGAAGAACAAGAAGAAGAGAAAAUAUCUAUGAUGGUGGAUGAAGCGGUUGUGAUAGAGGAGUCGUCUGAAGAGGAAGAGGAGGUGAAUGAAGAAGAAGCAUUGCUGAGAGAAUUUGAAAAUAGGCGUCAAAGGCGUAAAGAGGAAGAAAACCAAAUGGCCGACCAGGAUGAGGAAGAGGAGGAGGAUGUCGUUGCUGAAGAUGAGUUGUCAGAGUUUACGUCUAUUAUACGUGGGUUGAAGGAGAAGCCAGAAGAACUUAUUGUGGACAACUCAAUGCCACUAGUUGAAGGUCUUACGAGGAUUCAGACAUUUGAGGAUGCAGAAAAUCUAGAUCUGGAAAUGUCUGAAAAUAUCAAAGACGAUGUGACUGAAAUCGUACAGCUGGAAGAAACCACAAAAGAACCAUCACCCAAAAAAGCUAAAAAGAGAAAACGCAAUAUCGAAUUGAAAGAAGUUCUGACGAAAGAGGCGAAAGUUGUAAAUGUCCCACUGAAAUUCACGACAGAAGAAGCAGAAGAGGAGGAUCUGGAGGAUGAAAUACACCAGCGUGGGCUUAUCAAAGAAGCGUUCGCAGGGGAUGAUGUUGUUUCUGACUUCCUAAAAGAAAAACGGAAACAGGAAGCAGCUGGGAAACCAAAAGUGAUCGACUUGACUCUCCCAGGAUGGGGCGAAUGGGGUGGGCUGGGAUUGAAGCCGUCAAAAAAUAAACGUAGAAAGUUUAGAAUCAAAACUGGGCCAGUUGUACAACGUAAAGAUUCAAAACUUCCAGAGGUGAUCAUGUCAGAACAAAGGGACAAAAGUAUCACCCCGCACCAAGUUAGCAGUCUCCCGUUUCCUUUCGACAACCACACGCAGUUCGAAAGCACAAUACGCUGUCCACUGGGAAGGACGUGGAACAGUGAAAAAACUGUCAAGAAGGUCACCCAGGCCAAAGUGGUGACACAGCUAGGGGCCAUCAUCGAGCCAAUGGGACGCGAGGAGCUCAAGAAAUCUCAGCAGAAUGCGUCCCAUCAGAAAUCACAGAGUCAGACGGCAACCAAUCAGAAAAAAGCUCAGCCAGAGAGGAGGAAGAAACAAGCACAGAAGCGGAAGAAACACAGGGAGUAGGGACUGUUUUGAAAAUUGCUUUCUGUUUUAAACUGGAUACAAAAAGUUUCAGAAUAAAGCUUUAGUUAAAAUGCUAACUAUUGUGGAUAUUAGAAAGUGAGACUUGCAUAUAAAGAUGAGGGUUGUUUUGGGGGCAUAUCUGCUUUCACUUCAGACUAGGUGAAAAGUAUGUAAAUCUGCUAAUCUGUAUAUUGUAUAUUUGUCCUAAACAUUUGCAUUAAGGCAAAUUAAUUAAUUUGACUGCUUGGAUAUGGCAUAAAGUCUAUGUAAUAAAAUACAUUCUGGAGUGCUCUUAUUUUUUUCUAUAUAGUACUUCAACUUUGACUAUCUUUGUCUUUCUUCAUAAGAAUGUUAAUGAGUAAUAAAUAAAUGCAAAUUGGGUUUAACAU
Molecule: messenger RNA, 2801 nt
Organism: Periophthalmus magnuspinnatus
Lineage: Eukaryota; Metazoa; Chordata; Actinopteri; Gobiiformes; Gobiidae
Exons: 2
Coding region: 58-2412 (784 amino acids)
Biological process (GO): rRNA processing
Cellular component (GO): small-subunit processome; nucleolus
Source: RefSeq, a predicted model, not a curated record